Messenger RNA from Nylanderia fulva, 1108 nucleotides. RefSeq lists its product as uncharacterized. The record is from RefSeq and is a predicted model, not a curated record. NCBI's taxonomy places the organism in Eukaryota, Metazoa, Arthropoda, Insecta, Hymenoptera, Formicidae.
GCACUUGAGAGGAGAAAGAAUCCGAGUGUAAACAAAAAGAACAUAUCUAUCAUCAUCAUCAUCAGCUUGUCGGAGUCGCGGUCGCGAGACGAUAUCUCUCCCUUGACAAUGCCAUGUUGCUAUGUUAUUACAGAGAAGAUAUCGGAAGGCGUGGUGGUUCGCUACAAUAAACUUAAACGCUGUCGUGUGGCGAAUAACGUUCGGUGCAGCAGGUUAUUCGUAUGAGAUAGUGCACGCUAGAUUGCAGAUUCCAUGGCAAAACCGGAGCGAUUACGCUUCACGAUUCUGGAAGACUUGAUACUUUUACGGGAAGUCUUGCGACAGAAUCCGUACGAGGAAAGUGACAGGUGGAAGGCCGUUGCCCAGCAUGUCGUGAACGCGACGCAAAAGAACUUCAGUCUACGUUGCGUCAAGGAACACGUUGAUCAUCUGUUAAAAAUUUGGUCGAGAGAAGGCCACACGCACUUGAGAAAAUCGGGAACUGAGGAACAGUAUAAUGAAAAAGAGCGACUUUUGCAGCAAGUACAAGACUUGCAAAGAGAAUUCAGAUGCAUCAAUGUACAAAAAUCGAGAGCGCAGACAAGAGAGGUAACCUUGGAGAACAUUUCUGAUACUUUAGAGGUAAUAAUACAGGAACCAACAAUGACAACAUGCAUACCUUCGUGUAUCCCAUCUUCGACAUUGUUACCAAUUGCUUUACCAUCACCAACUUCAUCAUCUUCGUCAUCGUCGUCGAUUCUGCUGACCUCAGUGAGCCCAUUGCGAUCGCCAGCCACAUCGCCAUCGAGAACAGGUGGUCCCAUAAGGAAUAAAAUGCGUCACGACACAGUGAAGAAGUCAACGUUACAAUUUCUACAAGAAAGACAUAAAAAAGAGGUGGAAUUUCAAGAAAAACAAUUUCAUUUAGAGGAGAGGAGAAUUCAACUUGAGGAAGAAAAGUUUAGAAUGGAAAAAAAGGAACGCGAGGCGAGACUUGAAUUAGAAAUUGAAGAGAGGAGACAAAGAAUUUCUGUAUCUAAACAGAAACAAGAGAUUCUAGAAAUAUUAUUACAAUUAAUACAUAAACCUUGAUUAUUUUUGUAAGCGAUAGUUUUUCUUUGUUUUAUUG